Molecule: messenger RNA, 396 nt
Organism: Coffea arabica (coffee)
Lineage: Eukaryota; Viridiplantae; Streptophyta; Magnoliopsida; Gentianales; Rubiaceae
Source: RefSeq, a predicted model, not a curated record
AUGGCUCUGGUUGAAUUUGAAUACAAUAAUAGUUACCAUUCUUCAAUACAAAUGGCACCGUAUGAAGCUCUCUAUGGAAGAAAGUGCCGAUCACCAAUAUUUUGGGAUGAAGUAGGAAAGAGAAGAGUUUUAGACCCAGUUGCAGUACCAUGGAUCGAGGAUGCGUAUGAGAAAUUGAAAGUGAUACGUCAGAGGCUUCAGACAGCGCAAAGUCGACAAAAGAGUUACGCUGAUAAUCGACGAAAGAACUUGGAGUUUGAGGUUGGGGACAAGGUAUUCCUGAAGGUUACGCCACUUCAAAGUCUCACGGCAGGAAAAGGAAAGAAGCGUCAUCCAAGAUACUAUCAUCCAGAUCCCACUCCUAUAUUGAAGCCAGAGGAAAUUGACAUUGAUUAA